AUCGAGUUUAACCGCGAAUUAAUUAAUUUCUCGCAAUUAUGACCAGGCUGAUAACGUGAGCUAAUAUUUAACGUAACGUAUACUUCCUCGAAAUCUACGAUUCAUUUUUUUUAACACGAUAUACUCAUUCAUGAUAAAAAAAACGAAGCAACGCUCGAUCGACAAUCGCAGGAGACACAAGUGUUGUUUUUGACAUUUCGAAGACGCCUCGUUAACGAGGAUCUUUUUUAUCAAAUAUCGAUAUAAUUGAUCCACGAGUGAGCAGGGUAACAUCGAAACGAUUCAUUAUGGCGGUGUUACCGCUUCGCGUGCUUAUAUUUGUCCAAAAGGUCACCGAUUUCUCAUCGAUUAGCUAUUAAAUUAUUAGUUGAGAAGAUGACAUUCUUAACUGCACCCUGAAACAAUAGACUAUCCAACGUUCUAGAGUAUACAAUAGAUUUGGAUCGAAAGGAAUUAUUUGUCAUUGGAAAAUGAUUUUGGAAGAACUGUUACAUUUAUGGAAGAACUUUAUUUUAUCUUACAUCUUGUGUUUACAUUAUCUGUCAAAUCGGAAGUUGAAUUUAUAUUUACGAAACUAUGCCACUGUUGCUGGAACCUCUUGAAAUUGGACGAAUUUGAUUAGUUGGUAAAACGAAGAGACGCUGCAAGGAAAAGUAAGCAAAGCCUUUAUCAGGCAAAAUCGCGACGCUAUGCAUAUCGCAUCAGCUGUUACUCGACCUCCUUUCGGAGCGUCCCUCGAGCGAAAUUCGUCCACCGUUCUAAGUAUAGCCAGCCGCUGCCCUAAUCUCCGCACGCGUGCACAUCGUUGACCGAAUCUACGAAUGGCAAUAGCUGCUGUUACGCCUGUUUGUCGGAGCCAGAAAAAAAGGGACGAAGGACCGAUCGGCUGUCCACAGUCGUGACUCGAAUUUAAAUUUGCACCAGUUGACCAUGAAAUUCUUUCGAAGAAUGUUUACCAGUUUAAAUGAGUCCGAAUGGUAAGUAAAAGAGUUACCAUUCUUUCUUCACAAAAUUCUUCGUCUCCUCCCGUUUCGCUGUGAAAAGCUUUCUAAGCUUUUCCUUUGAAAUUCGACUGUUAUUGUUAACUACAACGGAGAACGAGAGCGUUUAGCGUAAAUCUAGCCACGAUAAGAGUUGUUAAAGAUGCUUGUGGCAUGAGCUAAACUCGUAAUCAAAGUAAACGCGGAGGAAGCCUGAAGCCGUAGGUGUUUACCAGCGAGUCAUUCAAGCAUUUCACUAUCGAUCACGGUUGAAAGCGUUUCCGAUGCAUAACUGGAGCAACGGCAUAAUCCUCCGGAUGAAAAAAGAGGACUUUUCACGGGGUAGACGGGCAGCAACCGAUUGGGUUCGAGUUGGUCGGCCAGAGUUUUCGAGAGGAAGAAAGCGCGCGGGUGCGAUGGGUGGUGAGAAGAAUAGACGGGUUGGAAGGUCGGCGAAAGGAACGGGGGAGUGGUCUAAGUUGUCUAGAGAAAGAAAUAAAAGAAGAAGAGAAGGAAGAGGGAGAGGACGGUGAAAACCUCAACGCGUCCUAUCUUCUGGGUUCGCGAGAAACCGAAAGGGAUCCGCGCAAGCGCGUUUGCUCGCGCGAACGGAUCCGAGAUGGAGCAAGAAAAGAGCCCGGGAAAGACGAAGAGUGGUAAAAGGAAAGGAGAGAAGGGAAAAGUGAAAUAUAGAAGUUUUGUGCCAUGGUCGGAGAAAGAAGGAAGAACAGAGGUGAAAAGAGAUAGAAAUGAUGAAGACACGCGGUGGACACACGGGAGGAAAACGGUCAUGGGAGGACUAAUAGAAACAACGGAAGCGUACGAGCCGCGGUGGGGAUGAGUUUGUUGAAGGAAAGAAAGAAAGAAAGAAGAAGAAGAAGAAGAGAAGCUCGUCGAGGUUUUGCUAGAGCUCUCGCUCUAUUCUUACGUAUUACGUGCACGAGCUCGAACGGAGCCUUGUAUUACACCAUUACCGUGACAAAGAGGCUCUCUAUUCAGUCGCGUUCAAGCGACGAGGAGGAGAAUAGAGAGUAUAGAGCGGUUACGAUUUUUCGCGUGUUGGUACUGUGUACACGUAUGUACGUGUGGGUAAUACAAACGAGGUGUAUACGCGUACGCUCGGCUAGAUGUAGAAAUGUGAGAAAAAGAGAGGAAAAGAGAAAAGAGGAUAGAAGGGUUAGAGCGAUUGAGGGAGGGUGGGAGGGAGAAGGAGAUAGAAAAAGAGGGUAAUGUGAAAGAGAGACGUACGAUGCUGUACUCUUAUCGUACGACAGUUCCAACAUGUGCAUCGAGCCACACCGACGUGGAUUACACACGUGGUCGCGUACACAUAAACAGGAACGAGCAUAAACGUACACGGAAGGAGCAACGGCUCACAAACGAGGCCUAGGCAAGAGAGCUAUUUGUAAUGUAAUAGUGAGAGCACCAGUGGGGAAAGGGAGAGUGAAGGAAGGUGGUGGUAGGCGGCGGAACGAUGGUGGGAGGAAAAGAGUAAGCGUAGGAAAGAGAUAGGCCGAGGGAGAGCGUGUAAGAGAGUAAGAGAGAAGCGAAUAGGUGCCACUCGACGAGGAACCAAUACUACGGUCCCUUUACAAACCAACUCACGAGGCUUGCGAGGCCUCCUCUCUAGCGUGAGUAUUCCGCCGCCAGUUCUCGAGAGAGAGAGAACCGUGCUUUUCGGACCCUCAACCCUUUCUCGGCACGACCAUAAGCCACGAGGCCCACCUGGCCUCUUCUUCUACCACCACCACCACCGUCGUACACAGGUCACUACCACCGUUUACCAUUUAUCGUCACCGUCACCAUCCUGACGUUCCGAGUUCCGAUCGGUGGAUGGUACGUAUACGUGUAUGUGUACAUAUACAUGUAUAUAUAUACACGUUUCGAAUGGUAUUCGUGUACCACCACUACAAACGAAUCGCAUCAACCACCACCACCACCACCACAACUAUCGUCGUCGUUGUCGUCGCCGUCGCCGUCGUCGUCGUCGUCGUCGUCGUCGUCGUCGUCACCACCACCACCGUCUCUCGCCGACUGCCCAGUCUACCUCUCUCCGCGUUUACCUAGGACCAGACAGAGAGAGAGUGGGAGAGAGAGCGCGCGAAAGAUUGUGAGAGGGACAGAGCGAAAGAACAAACGAGAGACAAAGAGAGAGUGAGAAAGAGAGAGAGAGGGAGGAAAAGAAAGAGAGGAAGAGAGAGAGAGGUAAAGAGUAAGAGAGGGUCUCGGGUUUGCGCAAAAGUUACGACGGAGCGAGGAGCAGUGAGACACACCGCGGAGACCGGAAGAGACCCUCUCUCCCUGAAGAGAAGUCCUCCGGCUAAGUGAGAGAGAGAGAGAGAUUGAAGCGCGCGAAAAACAUCAUCGUGUCGAAUCGGAGUGUGUCAUCUUUACGGGACACAUGUGAGUGUGUGCGCAGGGUGUGUGUAGUGCGACAAAAUUUCGGGCUAAAAUUCGACGACAACGUUUGUUUAACCGUGUAUCGUUUUUAUCGUCGUCGUGCUUUCUAGUCGCCGCCGCGGUACAUUCGCCGCGACUCCGUUUCCCGAAGACACGUGGUGUGCUGUUGUUUUUUACAAAUUGUUCUUCCGGCUUCCCAUGGAAUUCUGUGUCGUCUCUAUAUAACAUCGUCGUCGUUCCCAUCAAAAAUCCCGUUCAAUUUUCUUAUCACCAUUGUGAUUUGUUGAAACGGUUGCAACAGCAUCGUCGUCGUCGUCGUCGUCGUCGUCGUGCUGGCCGUUAUCGGAGCGAUCCGAGUGCGCGUUCCUGCCGAACGAAAACACCGGACACGUGCUCAUCCGCACGUGCUUUCAUCGACGCACGUGCUCUUUAGACAAGUUUGGCUACGUAUUUGAAACAGUUCCUACCGUCAACCGAACCGAAUGUCAAUGUUUCGAUCGAUUUUCAUCGGUUCGAUUCGAUUUGAAAAUAGAAAGUAUCGGAGCACGAACAAGACGCAUUGAUAACUUUCGAGGUACGAUCGAGUGUAAGGAAGAGAAAGGAGAAAGGAGAAAGAAAGGAACGCGAAGAAGAGAAGAGAAAGAAAAGGAGAAAGAAGAAGAAGAAGAAGAAGAAGAAGGUGAAGAAGAAGAGGAAGGUUGAAAUCAAAUAGCAAGACUGGCUGUGUUCGGUUUACCACUUACGUACGAAGCAAGAGCGAGCCGCGCGCGUUGUGUAAGAGCUGAAAGUAAAAGUUGAAACCAGCGAGUUGUGCUCGCGGGAGCGCGUGCGGAGCGCGCUAAAAUCCGAUCCUGUCUCGUAGGCUGGGCAUAGCCGAAUAUCUCUGUUUCUCUCUCUCUCUGUCUCUCCCUCUCUCUCCCUCUCUUUCUCUGUCUUUCCCUCGACAGCUUUCGGAUUUGGUCCUACACCGUCGUCGUCGAGCUGUUUCUUUUUCCGAGAGAAUCGCGUACCAGCAAUAACCACGGAAGCAACGGAAGGUGGCCGUUCGGGAAGUGUCGGGAACGGUGGAACACGCACGAUACGAAGCUAAAGAAAAGGAAAGGAAAAGGAAAGGAAACGGGAAACUAAAGAGAGAGAGAGAGAGAGCGCGAGAAAAGAAGUGUUCAAUUGUGUAACAACAUUUCUAGUCCGUUGCUUCGUGAAAUCUGUGUCUAAUUUCGAUUGGACGACGGUGCACGCCGGGGUCUGCGGGACUCUCUUGUGACGAAGAACAGGUGAAAGAGCUCGCGGUACGGUUGCUGAACACAAUCGCAAUCGUAAAAGAUCGCGGUGUUGACCGGUAGCGAUUAGACGUGGAGAAAAAAAGCGAUGGAAACGUUGGUUACCGUGUGCUUCGUGUCGUGCGCUACGAAACGCGACCGUUCAAGGUCGUCGUUGCUGGUAUCCCACCGGUAACCCGCUUCCGGAACCGAAGAAAACACCGGGGCAGGAUCCACUGUCAACGCGGUGGCGGAAUUCCAGUCGGAUUUCGUGGCAGAAUUCGAAGCCUCCCGCGGCCCGUACCUUCGAUCCUUCGCCUCGCCUCCCGCUCGCUUCAGCUUCGGCUACGCCGCAGUUCGGCCUCUGCAGGAGAAGUUUCGUAAAACGGAUUACAAAACCAGAAGAGAAAGGAGACAGAGAAAGGGAGAGGCAGAGAGGAAGAAGAGAAGCAAAGCAGCAAGUGGAAGGAGGAGAGAAACAGCGGUGAUCCGCCGCAGGAAAUUGUAAGGUAACGAUACGCAGUCGGAGAUACGGGUGUACGAGCACAACUUCUGAAUCGUCCGCAGGGUGGACGACGAGCAGACGGGGAAACGUCACCGAAAUCGACGAUCUGUGGCUGGAAAACGUCUGUGACGAGAGCCGAGAUAAAGAAGGAAAAAAACAGGAACGGGAGUAGUAGUUCGCUGUCGAGGACAAGUCAGCAGUAGCGGAGGACAAGUUUGAAAGACGAUCCGGAUGUGGCUAAAUCCUACUUGUUUUUCUUUCCCAGCCUUUAUACUCCAUACCCACCGUGUACUUUUCUAAUCUCGUCGACCAGCCAUCAUCGCGAUUGGAUUUUUCGCGACACGUCCGUCCGCGACCUGCUGCUUUAAGCUCGGAACCCGUGCGGUUCUUAAAAAUACGGGGCUGACUUGAACGCCCCGUACGGAUCGUACCCCUUGGGUAGCUGGUGAACACUCCUGGCGCGGAGAGACACGCGGCCGAGCGGAAUUAAAAGUGCGUUUAAAAAGGUUAGCGGGAUAAAAAAGGCGCGCGCGCGAAAGGAUAAGAGAAAGGAAUAGGAGCCACCUCCGAGUCCUUGAGAGUACCCAACGGGUAAAAGUGCCGCGCUCGGAGCCAGCCGGUUGACCCUGGCCAGCCAACGGAGCAGACCCCGUUGGAAAAAAGUACUCCACGUCGUUUUUCGUCGUUAUCCUCGUCAUCGUUGUCAUCCUCCUCGUCAUCGUGGUGAUCCUCUUGAACCCUCGCAUCAAACGGAUGUCACCGCUCUCAACCACGUACAUCAAUUUUUCUUUUUUUUUUUUACCUGGGAUUCACGUGUUCUAUAUAUUGUGUAUACCACGUGUACCAACGUCGAUAUUUCGAACACUAUUAUCGUCUGGUGUUUGUUUCUGAAAUUUCUCUUCGUUCGAAGAUACAAGCGGAUAUCGCAUUAGCGGUAUAAUUGUGACUGGUGUGGACGUGGUUCUCCAGUGUGAGGUGAAUUCAGUGCCAACUCCGAUGUUGCCUCGAUUUCUUUUGGCAGCUAUACCGUUUUGUUAAUGUUCUACCGUUUCGUCUCCGUUUCUCUACGACGUGCUACGAUCUAUUUCUCGUGCCGUUGGUGAUCACAUCCCCCUUAUAUCAAUGUAUGCCACGUGUUUACACCGUCGUACUCGUCGCCGCUAUCACGGGAUUUCGGGUCGUCGGCUCGUCGAGAUGCUUCGUGACUCUUCGAGAGAGUUUUAAGGGAAACACCGUGCCUCACCGAUUACGUUUCUUUAUUGGAUACCGUCGAUUAUUGGAUAAAACUAGGACGAUCAAAAUCGCAAGGAGUAUCUUUUUCCGGGGGGGCUUGGAAAGCCGGUCAUCUCGCUCUCCUCGCUGUAAACAAUGCACACUUUUCUGGCUGGGUGCAGACUUUUCGGACACGGUGUACGGACACACGCUCAGGUGGCGGACCGAAAAGACGAUGUAUACUGACGGUCUCCUGACACUCCAUUAUGGGAAGCAUCCAGCGACCUUGGCCGCAGAGGUCGGAGCCUGGUACACCGGGGACCGUCACGUGGACGUGACGUUAGCUUGCGACGAUGGGUCCGUCGUGAAGGCUCACCGUGUAGUUUUGGCAGCAGCUAGUCCCCUUUUGGCUAGUCUUCUUCGUAAUCCCGCGUUGGACCAUGUGGUCCAUUUGUCGGGGGUCCGAAAAACCCAGCUGACCCAUCUGCUGGAAUUCCUCUACAACGGAGAAGCUCUCAUACCUUCGACGGAACUCACGCCACUGAGGGAACUGUUCGAGCUUCUUCAAAUUAAAUCGGAGCUGUUCGAGCCGAAUCAACCUCAGACAUCGAGCAACUCCGAUCCUGAAAGAGUACCCACCCCUCAGCCUUCGGAGGGCCAGGAAAGUUCCAGCUACGAGUCGCAGUAUGACGGCAGGCAAUCCAACAAUCCCGCAGACUGUUGUUCGGUGCUGAUAAAGACCGAGGGCUGCGAGGAGGAGCCGGAAGUGGACGUCGAAGGGGUCGAGGGUGAAGGGAUUCUUACGGAGAACAGAGAAAGCAGUAUAGAACCACCCCGACGGAGGGAUAGUUCCGAUCCUGUAAACUUGAGUUUAAAUUCGGGUACUUCGACCACUAGCGAGGGUUCGCACGAUAUCGUGCCUAGACCAGAAAAGCAAUUACUGGAGAGGCGAGAAUCUCUGGAGGAGGCGGAAGAGAGGAGAAGACAAUUAGCCGCUCGGCUCGCGUUAGGAUUAGAACAGGGAAAACGAAAACCGGAAGAAAUACCUAUCCCACCUGCGGAGGCGUACGUCGUGACGCCCCAUCGAAAACGAAGGCCAGGCUUCCACAAUGCUCCAGCACAGAAUCCAGCUUUCGUACCGUUUAAUCCUGGUUUCGAAACGCCGAGACGGUUACAAGCGCCACAUCCUCUCAGCGUCUCCGCGCCUCCGUACCUGCAGGACAGGUCAGUGACACCUCCAGGAGCGUCGCACAGACCUCCAAGCGCGGAUCCAGCAUCGGCAGCGGGUUUGGAACCACCUUGGGGCUCUUGGGCCCUACCACCAGCGAGGGCGCCCCCGCCACCGCCGACAGACGAUCCGCCAAAAUCUACCCCUGCCCGCGAGUAUCGGUGCAGCUAUUGUGGGAAACAGUUCGGAAUGUCGUGGAACUUGAAGACGCAUUUAAGAGUGCAUACGGGUGAAAAACCGUUCGCGUGUAGACUUUGUGUAGCUAUGUUUAAGCAAAAGGCCCAUCUGCUGAAGCAUCUUUGCUCGGUACACAGAGGCGUUAUAGCAGCCCCGGACAAUACGUUUACUUGUUGCUUCUGUUCGUUAAGUUUCGAUAGUUUACAAGAGCUGAUCAGGCAUCUGUCGGGUCCGCACAAUAAUUUGCUGCUUAGCAAAAAUCUGCACGACUAGCGACAAGGUUAAGGCCGACCGGUGCUGAUGGCUGACCUCGGCCGCAUCUCGAUUCAAAUUUUAUCGCAUGCCCAAAACGCUUCGUUUCUACCACGCUUCGAUCGUGUUCGGAUCGAAAAGUACGAGUGCCUUUCGAAUCGCUAUUGUAACGUUCAAUGUUUGAAUUUCAACGUCGCUUCUUCUUUAUCUACUUUUUCGUACGAGUCUGGGCAUCGAUCUCGAGAUGACAAGGUCGCAUCAUGCUUGUACUAAAGAAACACAUCUCCGAUCAUUUUCAUACGACUUCAAGAAUCAUACUUCUCCAACGAUAUUUUUAUAAAAUCUUGAAAGAGAACGUCGGACUGGUUUAUCUUGAAAAUGAUUGGAGAUAACGCAUGUUCUCUAUAAAAACGCGCGUCGACAAGUUUUUUUAAAUGAAUUUACAUAGAUAAAAGCACGCAAAUUUGUGAAGUUUCUAAACGAACGUUCUAAUCGAGAGAAACUGAACGGUGUUUGGAUACAGAACAUUUGAUUCUUUAGUAAGAAACAGCAUGAACAGCACCGGGAGAGCCUUUUAUUUUAUUUUUAAAUAAAAUCGUCGCGUUAUUCGCGCGACUUCCUAGUUCGAAAAAUACCCGAAGAUCAGGCAAUAAUUUGUUUAUUAUUGUUAUAAGCGAUGACCAGUAACUCUGACCAAAUAACGUAUCCCCGACGAUCGACGUGUAGUCGGAUAUGUUGUGUCGGUCUCUAUUUACGAAACGUUAAGAAAGUCGAAACGAGAAUAGGAAACUGAAAAAAAAAAGAAAAGAGAAAGAGGUGAGAGUCAAUUAUUGUCGAGCGGCGAAUUUUGUCCAAGUGAACUCUCGUUGCGUCUUUACUUACUUGAGAAGAAAAAGAAAGGAAAGCUUCUUCGCGUCAGGUGACAACCAGCAAAGACGUCUCUCGUUUACCUCAGCGUGCGUAAGCAAUCUCAUGUGUAAAUAACGUUAACGUUUUAGUAGUAGAAACAAGCGGACGGAUAAGAAUUUAUUUAUUUUACACUUCUUUUUUUUUUGCAAAGGGACCAACCGAUUUUCCACCGAUUUCUGUCUUAGGUAGAUGUUUAGGUGUCCUGCCCCUCAAUCGCCUCGAACAAAUUAAGCUCGAACGAAAGCGAAACGCUAUCGAAAUUAGAUUUAAAUCGAAGAAUAUGUUUCUUUUUUUUUUUAAAUACGGAAGGUCUUAAGAAAAGACGUUGGCGUUACAACUCCUUACCCCUACGAAGAGGAACAUUAUCGGCGGGACACAAUCGUGGAAGAAAAAAAGAAGGAGCAACAAUAAUUUUAAUCUCUCGUUAUUUUUUUGCAAAACGGCUCAAGCUACAAAUUUUUGCCGACCAAUUAGAAUAAAACGUUGCUAAUGUUCUUCCAUUUAUGUACAAUCCUCGUCUUCCACUUCAUAUCGCCAGAGUCCUAUCUUCUUCCUUCCCCCUUUACAACUCCAUCCACGAAUCUGGUGUUCUAUUUUUUUUUUUUUUUUAAACCAUCGAAACAACGUUCUCGGUAUCUCAGCCACACGAGUGCCUUGUCAAAUGGGUCCAAAUUGGUCGAUUGGGCAGUGAUUUCAUGUGUUCAUAGGCUUAAGGUAUACGUAAACGUAAUUAAGAUGACGAUACGAGCUCGCUGUAGGAAUUGAAAGGAAACGUUUAAUUAAUUCACGUAGAAGGUUUCAAUAUCACUCGAAUUAAUCCAAGAUUAGGUAGGAUCUAGAUCGUUGUAAGUAGCAGCUUUUGUUUCUCUAAUUUCUUUCUCAUUGACGCAGGACGUCAUUAUUUUUCUUUGUUUUUCUUUCUUUCUUCUUGGUUAGAUAGGUAUUAUUACUUAAGGUGCCUUGAAGAAGGGCCUCGACCUCUCUUCCGUUCCUUCGUUGAAAAAUUUCGAGCUAUCAAACGAACGAUCCGAAGCAUCAGAAAUCAAACGUACAAAUUCUAACUAGAAUCGAAAGAAUUUUAUUUCAAAUUGAUAUAUAUGUAUAUAUAUAUUUUGUUUAAAAGAUACGCGUAGCAUUCCAUAAUAUCCGUGUAUACAAACUGAAUGAAUCUUGAAUGAUAUUCGUUCGUUUUUGAAAAGCAAAAAUCCUGCAAAACGGAAUAAACCAAAGGACGUAAGAAGAGAUUAGAGGGGUGGUAUGCGCUCUCAUUAAGCCAGGCAUAAACGGCCAGCACAAAACAGUGAACGCAAUGUGAUACUAAAUGAUAAUAAGGAUAAAGUAAUUAUUGUUUAGCGUGCAACGCCUCGGCGCAUGGCACGAGCGCGACUCGUGGCUCUUUCAAUAAAACAAAAGAAAAAGAAAAAAAAGAGAGAAAAAUGCCUUUCGAUCGCGAGAGGAACAAGCAUUACGAAUUCUUCUUUUUUUUUUUCUGCGAGCUGCCUAAAGAAAUUUUUACCAACUAACUUUUCGUCGUUUCUAUUCCAAUCCUUCUUCUCCUAGAACUCUCUCCAACCCCCUCGUCCUCCCCUUCUCGAGACGUAAGCGCACUAGGAUUUAUGUAUAUAGAUUAUUUUAACGUUAAUUAGUUACGUUUAUUGUGUAAAGAUACACAGACUCGCCGCCAGAUGUCUCGAAAGGACACGUUUAUCCUCUCGAAAGUAGUUGAAAUAUUUCGAUCACGUAUACAAGGAACAUAAAUGGAAUAUAUCUUUUUUUGGAAAGUUUUAAUCUAGUGCAAAAUCGUUCUCAUUUUGUCGUAUGAAACUUUAAGAAGAAAAGUAGAAAUUUUUUGAAAAUAUUCCUCUCUCCGUUGAUUAUUCAAUGCCCUUCCGGACAUCUGGCCAGAGUUUCGUAGAGUUUAAGCAUCUUCCGAGCGGAAUGCGUGUUCCGCGUGCUUUCUUAGUGUUCAUAGGUUUACAAGAAAUAAAUUAAUUCAGUUGAGAAAUCUA
This is a messenger RNA of Osmia bicornis bicornis, 10931 nucleotides long. It is a transcript of the gene ken, whose product is annotated as transcription factor Ken. Gene Ontology annotation, molecular function: RNA polymerase II cis-regulatory region sequence-specific DNA binding; protein binding; DNA-binding transcription factor activity. NCBI's taxonomy places the organism in Eukaryota, Metazoa, Arthropoda, Insecta, Hymenoptera, Megachilidae. The record is from RefSeq and is a predicted model, not a curated record. Gene Ontology annotation, biological process: regulation of transcription by RNA polymerase II. The coding region runs from base 6271 to 8034 and encodes 587 amino acids. Gene Ontology annotation, cellular component: nucleus. The transcript is spliced from 7 exons.